Molecule: messenger RNA, 678 nt
Organism: Amphimedon queenslandica
Lineage: Eukaryota; Metazoa; Porifera; Demospongiae; Haplosclerida; Niphatidae
Product: signal peptidase complex catalytic subunit SEC11C-like
Exons: 6
Coding region: 51-593 (180 amino acids)
Cellular component (GO): membrane; signal peptidase complex
Molecular function (GO): serine-type endopeptidase activity
Source: RefSeq, a predicted model, not a curated record
CAGCCUUUAUUAAUAACUAGCACCGCCUUCUUUAAUAAAAUUUGGGCAACAUGGUCGUUGAGUGGAUUUUGGGUGAUUUGAAAAAACUUAACAAAAGACAGCUAUACUAUCAGUUCCUUAGUCUUGGAAUGAUAGUGUCCUCAGCUCUCAUGAUAUGGAAAGGACUGAUGGUUGUCACUGGUAGCGAGAGCCCUAUUGUAGUCGUAUUGAGUGGUAGCAUGGAGCCGGCAUUUUUUAGAGGUGACCUUCUUUUUUUAACAAAUUAUGAAGAGGAUCCAAUAAGGUCUGGGGAGAUUGUUGUAUUCAAAGUAAAGGACAGAGACAUACCAAUAGUACACAGGGUACUAACAGUGCAUGAGGAUCAUAAUGGUGAGGUAUAUCUCCUAACUAAAGGUGACAAUAAUCAGGUUGAUGACAGAGGAUUAUAUGCUCCUGGACAGCUUUGGGUUAAAAGGGAUGAAGUAGUGGGACGUGCUAGAGGGUUCCUGCCAUACAUUGGAAUGGUCACAAUAAUCAUGAAUGAUUACCCAAAACUGAAAUAUCUUCUCUUAGGUGGUUUAGCAGUUUUUGUAAUACUGCACAGAGAGCAGUGAUCAGUAUACAUUAACUGAUUCCAUUGAUCAUUACAAUUAUAAUCAUUAUUUUGUUCAAUAAAUUAGUAAUAUACUCUAAUUGGAA